GCUUUGGCUGGAGGUACGCCUCAUUUGAGCGGUUCAAAUGAUCGGUAAACGAUUUUGUUAGUUCAGUCUUUGGUGACUUUCGUAAGAUAAAAAUCGCAGUUACACACGCCGGAAUUGUGGGCGAACCUAGCGACGUGCGGUGAGAAGUAACGCAUAUUGUAUACGCGUGUGAAAACGUGCUGAGAAAAUAGAAAGAAAAGAAGAUUAAUCGAAAAAAUAUAAAAUUUAGUUCAAAGAGGUGAAAUCUUAUAAUUACUGCAGUUUUUGUUGAUAUUCUUUCUCUGUGCUAUUUGAGGAAAAGUGUGCUAUGUGCUUAAUAUUACUCUACAAAAAAAACUGUUUAUUUAAUUAUUGAAAUACUUAAUUACACUUAAUUAUUGGAAAUCUUUAGUAAUUAAUUUGAAAAAAAAUAAAUAAAUUUAAUAAUGGUUGAAACGGCUACCACAACCACGAUUACGCGCACAACAACACAACAGCAAGUGCCGAAUGAUGCACCUGUAGCCCCCGUACGGCAGCUGCCCAAUAGCAGUACUACGACGGUGAUUACACCAGGACGUCCCCGCAACAAUGACGAAACAGCACGCCGCAUAUUUUGCUUGAAACAAUUUCUGUUUUUAUUGUUGUUGCCAGUCAUUUUAUUCGCUGUCUCCCUCAAACAUUUCCUUGAUUUCUUAUUUGGUUUAGGACAAAAAGAAAAGGAUGUGAGCGGUAAAGUGGCUUUAGUUACUGGCGCUGGUAGUGGCCUUGGUCGGGAAAUUGCCAUUGAAUUGGCCAAAAGAGGCUGUAAGUUGGCGAUUGUCGAUGUGCAUUCGAAAGGUUGCUAUGAAACUGUUGACCUCAUUACCAAAACCAUGCCACGUUGCGUGGCUAAAGCGUAUAAAACCGAUGUGUCUUCUCCUAGGGAAUUGCAAUUAAUGGCUGUCAAGGUUGAAAAAGAAUUGGGUCCAGUGGAAAUUUUAGUCAACAAUGCAUCAUUAAUGCCAAUGACAUCUACACCACAAUUGAAAAGCGAUGAAAUCGAACGCAUUAUCACUGUAAAUUUGGGUUCAUAUAUUAUGACUACAAAAGAAUUCCUACCAAAGAUGGUGGCCAGAAAAUCAGGUCAUGUUGUUGCAGUUGCAGCAUUAUCUGGUCUAGUACCCUUACCUGGAGCUGGCAUUUACAGCGCAACAAAGUAUGGCAUUAUGGGUUUCAUGGAGUCUUUGCGUGCAGAACUUCGACUUUCAGAUUCUGAUUAUGUACGCACAACAACCGCAAAUACGUAUCUGAUGAAAACCAGUGGCGAUUUGCACUUAUUAAACGAUGCUGGCAUAUCCAGCAGCUAUCCUGGUUUGCCCACAGUAUAUGUAGCGGAAAAAAUCGUUAAAGGUGUCAUGCUGAACCAUCGAAUGGUGUACGUGCCAAAAAUAUUCGCUCUAUCCGUCUGGAUACUGAGAUUAUUACCAACCAAAUGGCAGGAUUAUAUGCUGUUGAAGUUUUAUAAUUUCGAUGUGAGGAGUGCGCAUUUAUUCUAUUGGAAGUGAGUCGUGGUAUUGGAGCUGGAUUUUGUGUGACUGCCUCUCGUUCAAGUCAUUAAAAUCUGCUGAUUGUUUUUAAUUUUAAUUAUUUUUAAAUACUUUUUUUUUAUUUUAACGUUCAUGUUUUCAUCAAUGGUCAGCUUUUGUAUUAAAAUAUUGUUUAUAUUAUUUAUCAUAAUUUUGCAUAAUAAGUUUAAUAAUUAAAUGUCAUCAU
Teleopsis dalmanni is the source of this 1731-nucleotide messenger RNA. Its product is annotated as short-chain dehydrogenase/reductase family 16C member 6. Lineage: Eukaryota; Metazoa; Arthropoda; Insecta; Diptera; Diopsidae. The transcript is spliced from 7 exons. Gene Ontology annotation, cellular component: lipid droplet. The record is from RefSeq and is a predicted model, not a curated record. The coding region runs from base 426 to 1523 and encodes 365 amino acids. Gene Ontology annotation, molecular function: oxidoreductase activity, acting on the CH-OH group of donors, NAD or NADP as acceptor.